Messenger RNA from Ipomoea nil (Japanese morning glory), 2718 nucleotides. RefSeq names its product serine/threonine-protein kinase CDG1-like. The coding region runs from base 376 to 2304 and encodes 642 amino acids. NCBI's taxonomy places the organism in Eukaryota, Viridiplantae, Streptophyta, Magnoliopsida, Solanales, Convolvulaceae. Gene Ontology annotation, molecular function: protein kinase activity; ATP binding. The transcript has 10 exons. The record is from RefSeq and is a predicted model, not a curated record. Gene Ontology annotation, biological process: protein phosphorylation.
AGUGAUGUUGCAUGAGCAUUGGUACACACACAGAGAGAUGACAGAUCUUUCUAUUGUCUUCAGUUCCUUAAGAUAUUUUAAUGGCGGAGUUUCAGAGGCACUCACUCACAUAUCCCGUUAUCCAUGGCCGGCACACUCGUCCCUCGCGUCGUUCCACAUUAGAAUAGAAUAUCCAUCGGUAUAUCCACCUAAUAUACUCCAAAUAUUCCACCCGCUCUUGUGGAAACUAUCUCUGAGCAAACACAAAAUGCUGCUUCUGCUUAACUCUUCGUUUGUUGAUCUCUUUAUAUCUGUUUUGUGCUCUUCUUCACUUACUCUAGCAUAACUCCAUAUAUCACAGAGCGGUGUGUGUUCCAGAAGCUAAUUACAUUACCCAUGGCCAUGGAUAAGGAUAAGCGCGGCAAUUGCGUGAAUAGAGAGGGGUAUAAAGUUACUCCAUUGGUGCUGCAACCUGUGGAUAGGGUUAGGAACAGACUUAUCCCCGGGACAGUUGUGAUCGCUUAUGAUGCAACUAAAGAUCGCAGUGAGCGUGAAUUCUAUGAAACUAUCAGGGAUAUUAGGAUGAGGGGUGACAUUCUUCAUCCAGGUGACACCAUUGUUGUGCUUGGUGUGCUGCAUAAAGUGCUCCACCCUAUGGGUUAUCAUCUACAAGUGGUGAACUCAGAGUCAAUGUUUGGAGCGCCCCUUCGUGCCAUGGAAGAAGAGGUUGCAAAGAAGGCGGACCUAUAUGCGAACAUGCUCAUGCAAAGUGCACAAGAAUGUGAAGGUUUGGGGGUUGACAUUGAAGUGAAGAUUGUUGCUGGGGCUCUAAAGAAGGUUAUUGUACAUGAGGUCAAAAUUCUUGAUGCCACUUGGGUUGUGCUUGAUAGGAACUUUGGACGGGAUUUGCAGUUUUACCUUACUCAUGUACCUUGCAAGGUUGCACUUCAGGCAGAUAACUUGUUAGUUGAGGUUCGGAGAAAUGUUAGGAUAACAAAUAUUGAAAACACAGAAUAUAAGGAUAUUCAUUCAGUAUCCAAGUCUGUCCCUCUGACACCUAUUUCAUAUACUGAGAGCUCCAAGCAGUCUGCCGUUUCUCAUAACAGCGACUCUGCAUCUAUCAGUUCAACUGAAAACUCUGACUUGCCCAAUAAGAACUUGCAAUCGUCAUUGCCACAUAAUUCACAGGAGAAUAGUUUUUCAUUGCAAGAUGAUCUUGGCUCCAGCGUUAAGCAAGUGAGAUCAGGUAGGUAUGCCAAAGAGGAAAACAAGCAUCCAAGCCAUUCACUUGCUGUUUCAAAACAACGAAAAGAGCCUAGUCAGCACAGAUCAUUCAAUGCACCCAUUCUUUGCACUGCUUGUGGGAUGACAACAGAGCUGUAUAUCAAUGAUUCAAUGAGAUUCAGUUUUUCAGAAAUACAGUUGGCAACAGGUGAUUUUUCAACGGACAACUUGCUUGGAGAAGGCGGAUAUGGUCAUGUAUAUAAAGGUCAACUCAAGGAUGGGCAGUUAAUUGCUGCAAAGGUGCGAAAGGAAGCAAGUACCCAAGGAUUUUCAGAAUUUCAUUCCGAAGUUUAUGUAUUAAGCUUUGCUCGCCACAAAAAUAUUGUGAUGCUGCUAGGCUACUGUUGCAAGGAAAAUGUGAAUAUCUUAGUCUAUGAGUACAUCUGCAACAAAUCUCUUGAAUGGCAUCUAUUUGAUAACCCAGAGAACAUUCUUGAGUGGCAUCAAAGAUACUCCAUUGCCAUCGGAACUGCUAAAGGUUUGUGUUUUCUGCAUGAAGAAUGCCGUGGGAGUCCCAUAAUUCACCGUGAUAUGAGGCCUGGCAAUAUACUUCUCACUCAUGACUUUGUCCCCAUGCUAGGUGACUUCGGACUUGCAAAGUGGAAGACAAAUGAAGAGAAUGUACAAACCAGGAUACUUGGCUCACUGGGAUACCUUGCCCCUGAAUAUGCUGAGAAUGGUAUUGUAUCAGUAAGAACAGAUGUCUAUUCAUUUGGCAUUGUUCUUAUUCAAUUGAUAUCAGGACGCAAAGUUGUAGAUUCAACAAGAGAUGACAGCCAACAAUCCCUGAAACAGUGGGCAAUACCAUUGAUUGAGCGGCUCGCGUUACAUGAGCUCAUUGAUCCCCGUAUUGAAGAUUCAUAUGACCCAUUUGAAAUAUACCACAUGGCUAGGACAGCAUUCCUUUGUGUGCAAACUAACCCCGAGAUGCGCCCAUCAAUGGCAGAGGUCAUACGCCUUCUUCGUGGAGAGUUGGAGGAUACCCACUAUAUUGCAGAGCAGUUUAUACCUCAUUUUGCACCUCAUGUUAGAAAUAGUUAAUUUUAAUUUUAGUCCUCGAACUAUUGCUCUUUUUCAAUUUUUGUUUUUUCACUUCAAAAUUGAUCAUAUUUGAUGCUUGACUUCUGCAAACAUGUCAUUGUUAGCCCUCCAAGGACCAAGAUUUGGUACCUGACUAGGACUAAAAAUGACUUGUUUUCAAGGCCAUAUAUCAAGUUUGGUUAAUUUUUAAGUCAAUUACUAAAAAUUGAAAUGACAGAAUAGUUAAUUGACUAAAAGUAAAAUUAACUCAUUACUCACUUGCUGCCUUGCUGGGUUGUUUUUCAUAAAGUUAAAUGUGGAAUGUAUGCCGCAAAUUGAGGCGUUAUAUGUAUAUUUUGGAUGGGAAGUCGAUGUUACCCACACGGCUACAUGCGAACCACAUAUAAUAUGCAUGCUUUUAUUCUUUCAUUUCAA